This is a messenger RNA of Dichotomopilus funicola, 5448 nucleotides long. RefSeq lists its product as uncharacterized. The record is from RefSeq and is a predicted model, not a curated record. Gene Ontology annotation, cellular component: actin cortical patch. The transcript has 3 exons. The coding region runs from base 1 to 5448 and encodes 1815 amino acids. NCBI's taxonomy places the organism in Eukaryota, Fungi, Ascomycota, Sordariomycetes, Sordariales, Chaetomiaceae. Gene Ontology annotation, molecular function: nucleic acid binding; ATP binding; RNA helicase activity.
AUGGCGCCCUCACACAAGCGCAAGUCGCUCCCCGACGACGAUUUCAUCCACACCAUCUCCGACAACGACGAGCCCGAUAUUGUCGAAGAAGACAUCGACACUGCCCCUACGACUGCGUCCGCACGUCCGUCAAAAAAGGCCAAGACAGCCUCCUCCUCCUCCGCCGCGGCGGCAUCUAAGAAGGACGGCAAGGGGAAGAACAAGAAGAAUAAGAACAAGAAUAAGAAGGGGAAGAAACAACCCGAUUCUGACGAGGACGAGGGGGGUGAUGAUGAUGCGGAGGAGGCAGAGACUACUGGUCUGUGGGGCGGGGCCAAUGAUGCCGAUGAUGGCGCGAUGGAUUCGGAUUUUGAGUUUGGCGGGGAUGGGGUCAAUGGGGGCGGGUUUGAUGAGGCGGAGUUUGAGGGGUGGGGGUUUGAGGGCGCGAAGAAGGGGAUAAAUGGGGCUGGGGUGAAUGGGGGGGCGGCGAAGAGUGGUGUGGACUUGGAUGAGAUUAUUAGGCGGCGGAGGGAGAGUAAGAAGGGUGGGGAGGGGAUGGAGGAUGUGGUGGAGGAAGAGGGGGAUGACAUGGAGGUGGAGGAUGUGGGCGAUGUGGAUUUGGACGAUGAAGUGUUGGCUGAUGAUGCGUUUGGCAUGGGGGCUGGGUCAGAUGUGGACGAGGAAGGGGAGAAGGGGAGGGGGGAAGAUGAGGAGAUGGGAGAAGAGGAAGGGAGUGCCGAAGAGGAUAAUGAAGACGAUGAGGAUGAUGCGGCUUCGGAUAAUGACUCGGUUGCGACGCCAGUACAACAUCCCGAUGAUGACGAGGAAGGGUCGGAAGACGAUGAUGAAGAAGAUGCCGAGGAAGAGGCCAGACGGAAGGAGUUCUUCGCCUCGCCGGAGGAGACGGAGAAGAGCAGCGGCGGCAAGAAGGGCGACAUGUCGUCCUUCCAGGCCAUGUCACUGUCGCGUCCGAUUCUUCGGGGGUUGACCUCGGUCGGCUUCACGAAACCGACUCCGAUCCAGGCCAAGACGAUCCCCAUUGCGCUGAUGGGUAAAGACGUCGUCGGUGGCGCCGUUACUGGUUCUGGAAAGACGGCUGCGUUUGUGGUGCCCAUCCUGGAACGUCUCCUGUACCGCCCCAAGAAGGUUCCGACGACGCGGGUUGUGGUGCUGACUCCGACUCGUGAACUCGCGAUCCAGUGCCACUCGGUGGCAACCAAGCUGGCGGGCCACACCGACAUCAAGUUCUGUUUGGCCGUGGGUGGUCUCAGUCUCAAAGUCCAAGAGGCGGAGCUGCGUCUGCGUCCUGACGUGGUGAUUGCCACGCCCGGCCGUUUUAUUGAUCACAUGCGUAACUCGGCAAGCUUUGCGGUCGACACGAUUGAGAUCCUCGUGCUGGAUGAAGCCGACCGGAUGUUGGAGGACGGGUUCGCGGAUGAAUUGAACGAAAUCUUGACGACCCUGCCCAAGUCGCGCCAGACGAUGCUUUUCUCGGCUACGAUGACCUCGACAGUCGACAAGCUGAUUCGGGUUGGCCUGAACAAGCCGGCCCGGAUCAUGGUGGAUUCACAAAAGAAGACGGCGGUUACGCUUGCUCAGGAGUUUGUCCGGCUGCGUCCGGGCCGCGAGGAGAAGCGCAUGGGUUAUCUGGUACAUAUCUGCAAGACGUUCUACCACGAACGCGUGAUUAUUUUCUUCCGGCAAAAGAAGAUUGCGCAUCGGACUCGCAUCAUAUUUGGCUUACUAGGGCUGUCGUGCGCCGAAUUGCACGGUAGCAUGAACCAGGCACAGCGUAUUGCUAGUGUAGAAUCGUUCAGGGAUGGCAAAGUCAACUACCUCCUAGCGACUGAUCUUGCGUCGCGUGGUUUGGAUAUCAAGGGCGUGGAUACCGUGAUCAACUACGAAGCGCCGCAAUCGCUCGAGAUCUAUGUCCACCGUGUCGGUCGUACGGCUCGUGCCGGGCGCAGCGGUGUGGCCGUCACAUUGGCAGCCGAGCCAGACCGCAAGGUCGUCAAAGCAGCGGUCAGGUCUGGAAAGGCUCAAGGCGCAAAGAUCAUCAGCCGUAUCAUCGACGCUAAGGACGCCGAUAAGUGGCAGGAUCAGAUCGAUGAGAUGGAUGAUGAGAUUGAUGAAGUGCUGCAGGAAGAGAAGGAGGAGAAGCAGCUAGCGCAGGUGGAGAUGCAAGUCAAGAAGGGCGAGAACCUGAUCAAGCAUGAAGAAGAGAUCCACGCGCGGCCGAAACGGACCUGGUUCGAGACGCAAGACGACAAAAAGAAGGCCAAGGAACUCGGGCGAACGGAACUCAAUGGCGUCCGGGAGGCAAUGAAGAAGAAGGGCGCGGGCAGGUUAAGUAACAAGGACAAGAAGAAGCUGGACUCGAAGGCAGAGCGCAGUGAAAGCCAAUCGUCGGGGUGGAAGAAGGGACGGCAAGAGAGAGAUGGAAAGGGAGCGGUGCUUAAUUUGAAGAAAGUUAAGAAGCCUAGGGGGAAACCCACGAACGGAUACGAUUCUCCCCAAACAACCACCCUGGCUCCCUUCAAGCCACCACCGGCCAAACUACCCCCCCGUCCCGCGACCGUCGGGGGUAGCAGACCACCAGUAGUACCACCACGAACCCUCCCACCUCGUCUUUUACCACCCCACCUCCGAGCCCGGCUGUUCGCACACCCGCACCCACACCAUCGCUCGUCUCUCUUUGGAUAUCUCCUCCCACCCGCCCUACGGGCUGGCUACCGCGAGCGUCUGCUACGGCUGCGCUGGGACAUUCUACCGCGGUACAAGCGGCGGGUGCAGAGCCGGAUUUACGCGUUUCUGGUCGAGCGACAGCAGCAGAAACAGCAGCGGAAGAGGCGUCUCGCUGGUGGGCUGUCGGUCGCGAGCUCGUGCUCCGGGAAACCGGGCGAGGGCGGACAGGAUAAGGGCGUGGGGAAGAGUUCGAGUGCGCAUGCGCUAGACGGACCGCGUGGCGCGGGGGUAACAACACGGGGGAGAAAGAAGAUGCAGAGCCAGUAUAGCGGGAGCAGUGGUUAUGGGUAUGGAUACGGGGCGUACGGUACGGGAGUGGGCGGUGGCGGUGCGGGGGACGGUGGUGUAGAACGCGGGUCGAGACGGAGGAAACUGGCUGCUGUCGCGGGCAGCGUGUACCGGGCUGGCGUGGCUGCGGCGAGCGAGCUGAAGGAGCAGUACAACAACACGCGGAUUCGUGGGGUGGUGGAUAUGUCGAGCUCACAGGUGUCGAUUCCCGGGGCGUUCCCGAACGUGUCGAUUGUUACGCAGGGGGGGGAACAGAUGGUGUUGUUCCCGACGUACGCCAAGCGGCAUGUGCGGGAGUAUGACCCCCGCGGCAGCGAUGGUGGUAACGCGGGGGCACAUUCGUUCCAGGUAGCGAACGCGGCGCAGAUGGGCAUGACGGAAGAGGAGUACUGGAAGCAGGAGUGGGCGCGGGCGGAGGAUGAGAAGGCCGUGGUGGACGUGGACGUGAGGGGUUGGAUAUACAUGCCCAGUAAGGGUCCCAUGACACGGAGGAACCGCAUGCUGAUCGGUCUGGCGCGGCGGCUGAGUGGCAUCCCGGCGCCUACUGUGCAGUCGGAGCCCUCGGCGAGUUCGUUGGAGCAGUAUGAGGAUGUCAAGGAAGAGCAGCGGAUCGCGCGCGAGGCCCGGGAAAUUGAGAAGCGAGGGCAGGAUGAGAAGGAAAUAGCGAGUAAGGGAGGAUACAGCGAGCCGCCAUCUGACUCGAGGGGCAGUAGUCACACGCAUACGCCGGUAUCAUCAUCGGCACCCCCCUCGCCGACCCUCCCGCCUAGGACCACGACGAUGACGCAGUCGGAUAUGACCGAUGCCGAGCUCUCUGUGGCCAACGCCAAUCUCAUGGCGCGCUUGGGGCCGUUCAUGACGACGCCCUUGGUGCAGAUCCCCAUCACCAUCUUUUUCUACAACAACGAGCAGUCGCGUUCACAUACGGUCACGACGGAUGACUCGGGCCACUUCAACACUCGUGUCGCCCUCGAGUUCGUGCCCACCAACGUCAAGGUUCUCGCCAACGAGAACAUCUCGACGGUCAACACUGUUGAAAUCACCGAGUCUCGGGGUGUUAGCCUGAUCAGCGACGUCGACGACACCAUCAAGCAGUCCAACAUCUCCAUGGGCACACGCGAGAUCUUCAGGAAUGCGCUGGUGCGCGACCUGGCCGAUCUCACGGUGGACGGUGUCAAAGAAUGGUACAACAAGAUGUAUGAGAUGGGCGUCAAGGUGCAUUACUGCUCCAACAGCCCAUGGCAGAUGUAUCCUGUGCUGGCGACGUUCUUCCAUAUGGCUGGUCUGCCUCAGGGGUCGAUGCAUCUUAAACACUACAGUGGCAUGUUGCAGGGUAUUUUUGAGCCGGUUGCCGAGAGGAAGAAGGGCACGCUGGAGGCGAUCAUCAGGGACUUUCCGGAAAGGAGGUUUUUACUGGUGGGCGACAGCGGCGAGGCGGAUCUGGAAGUGUACACCGAGCUUGCUGUCGCAAAUCCGGGCCGGAUUCUGGCUGUCUUCAUUCGCGAUGUGACGACUACAGACCAGGCGGGGUUCUUUGACUCUUCGUAUAACAUCGAAUCAUCCCAGCGGACCAGACAAGCUACACCGAGGCCCCGACCCGGGACUCAACCAAGCUUGGAUGACCCAAGCAGAAGGCCACAGCUUCCUCCCCGAGCAACCGCUCCACCCGCAAAUACCGGCCCGGCCAUGGGCACGCUAAUAGAUUUCGACGAGCCCCCGGCCGGGUCAGCUGCCCACACAACAGAAUCCCGCAGCUCAUCGAAUCAAGAUCUCUGGGAUCUAAACGGGCCUCCCACCCCAGACACCCCCAGUCAACCGCGGAAGGCCCCUCCUCCACGCCCGAUCAAGCCACAUGCGCUGCGGAGUUCGCCAUCCAUGACGAGCCUAGCCAGUUCCAAAAGUACCCCAACAGCGGUCGAUGCAAGUCUAGGACUCCCCCUUCGGCCACGGACAUCUGCCGGGACCGGAAGCCCCGCUGUGCACACACCCACAACUUCCACAACUCCCAGGGGGACACCCCCUCCGCCACCUCCUCCUCGUCGCCGCGGAACAGCUCCGUUGGGACAGCACCAGCAACAACCGCAACAAGCGUCACAACGGCCGCGCACGAGUGGUAACCUCUACCCUGCAGAUGUACCCGAGAUGGAUCCCCCUUUACCAGCCCUCCCUGGCAACGGAUACGGUUAUUCCCCUAGCCUGGGUAGCGGAACAGGAACAGCAAUUCCACCUACUGCUGGUAGUGGUGGGCCGCCCUCUGCUGCGGUGAUCAAUAAAAAGGCGGAAUUAUGGCUGCGACGGUUGGAGAGGGCACAUGAAUUGUUGGAUAGGCAGGGCGUGAAGCUGUAUACAUGGAGACGCGGGGAGGAUGUGAUUGCUGAGGCGGAAGGGAUUGUGAAGGAGGCGUUGAGGGAGGGGGGUGCGGGUAGGAGGAAGUAA